AUGAAGGAAAAGCCGGGUGGAAAGAAGCAGCCCGAAUUAGUACUGGAGAGAGUGUUGGACAGGGAGAAGCAGAGCUCCUUUGAGUUAGUGCUGAUGGCGGUGGACGGGGGGGACCCCGCGAGGUCCGGGACUGUCCAGGUUCUCAUCAACGUGACGGAUUUAAAUGACAACCCGCCCGUGUUCAGCAAAGGCGUCUACGAGGCGAGAGUGGCAGAGAAUCUUCCAGUGGAGUCACUGGUGCUGCAGGUGCGGGCCACGGAUGCGGACGCAGGCUCCAACGGGCGAGUUUCCUACUCUUUUGGUAGCGUCCCGGACACCAUCAGGGCAUUGUUCGCUAUCGACAGUGAGAACGGAGAAGUUAGGACAGCGGGACACCUCGAUUUCGAGGAAAGGAAUAAAUACAUCUUCGGCCUGGAGGCAACAGACCCUGGUGGGCUCACCGACCACUGCGAAGUGCAGAUCGACAUCACCGACGAGAAUGACAACGCGCCCGAGAUCACGAUUCUGUCGCUGUCGAGUCCCGUACCCGAGGAUGCACCGGUCGGUACUGUGGUGACUGUGCUGAAAGUUCGGGACAGAGACUCGGGCGAGAACGGUCAGGUGUCGUGCGAGCUGUCGGGCGAAGGGCCACUGUCGAUCGUGGCGUCGCCGGGCGGCUCGUACAAGGUGGUGACGGUGAGCGCGCUGGACCGCGAGCAGGCGUCCGAGCACCGCGUGACGGUGGUGGCCCGGGACCGGGGUCGGCCGGUGUUGUCGAGCAGCACGGAGAUGGUGCUGGAAGUGUCGGACGUGAACGACAACGCGCCGGUGUUCGAGGAGGCGGCGUACAGCGCGUACGUGGCGGAGAACAACGCGGCGGGCGCGCUGUUGCUGCGCGUGCAGGCGCGGGACGCGGACGCGGGCGCCAACGGGCGCGUGAGCUACUGGCUGGCGGGCAGCAGCGCGGGCGCGGCGCCGCUGGUGUCGGUGGAGGCGCGGAGCGGCGCGCUGUACGCGCAGCGCUCCUUGGACUACGAGCAGUGCCGCGAGUUCUCGGUGGAGGUGCGGGCGCAGGACGGCGGCGCGCCGGCGCGCAGCUCCACGGCCACGGUGCGCGUCUUCGUGCUGGACCGCAACGACAACGCGCCGCGGGUGCUGUGGCCGGCGGCGGUGGCGGCGCCGGCAGAGGCUGCGGCAGUGGCGCCGUUCGAGGUGGUGCCGCGCUCGGCCGAGGCCGGCUACCUGGUGGCCAAGGUGGUGGCGGUGGACGCGGACGCGGGGCGCAACGCGUGGCUGUCGUACGAGCUGGUGCAGGCGUCGGAGCCGGCGCUGUUCCGCGUGGGGCUGCACAGCGGCGAGGUGCGCACGGCGCGCGCCGUGUCCGAGCGGGAUGCGGCCAAGCAGCGGCUGGUGGCCGUGGUGAAGGACCACGGGCAGCCGGCGCUGUCGGCCACGGCCACGCUGCACGUGGUGCUGGCCGAGAGCUUGCAGGAGGCGCUGCCGGAGCUGAGCGAGCGGGCGGCGGGCGCCGAGGCGGCGGCGGCCGAGCUGCAGUUCUACCUGGUGCUGGCGCUGGCGCUGCUGUCGGCGCUGUUCGUGCUGAGCGUGGCGCUGGCCGUGCUGGCGCGGCUGCGCCGGGCCGGGCCGCCCGCCGUGCUGCGCUGCCUGGGCGCGCAGCGCUUCUCGGUGGCCGGCGCCGCCUUCCCGGCCGACUUCUGCGAGGGCACCUUGCCCUACUCCUACAACCUGUGCGUGGCGGCGCCGGCCCGCGCCGUGCCCGAGGCCGCUUGGCCGCCGCUGCCGGUGCCCGUGCUGUCGGCGGAGGAGCUUCUGGGAGGCGAUUCCUGCGACAAGCCGAGUCCGAAUAGUAGUGCUGUCGAGGGAGAUGUGCCUGCCAAUCCCGACGCACUGCAGAAAAGCCGGAGAAGAAUCGAUGUCUCUUUGGCGAAAGACCCGUCCCGCGAGCUGCCCGUGGUCAGGGCACGGCCACAUUGCUCGGGGCUGCAGUGCCGGGAGGAGGCUGCGGGCGCCGCUGUUGACCGAGAGGAGCGAGAGGAAACUCAUAGCGCUGCAGCCCCGCCCGAUCACCCGAUCGCUGGAUUCUUGUCACGGAUGCCGAGCGCUCUGCGAUCGUUCCGGCGGCGCGGAACCGAGCUACGGACAAGCGGAGGAAGCGGCGGAUACGGCUGA
Messenger RNA from Catharus ustulatus (Swainson's thrush), 2169 nucleotides. RefSeq names its product protocadherin gamma-B5-like. The coding region runs from base 1 to 2169 and encodes 722 amino acids. The record is from RefSeq and is a predicted model, not a curated record. Gene Ontology annotation, cellular component: plasma membrane. The transcript is spliced from 2 exons. Gene Ontology annotation, biological process: homophilic cell-cell adhesion. Lineage: Eukaryota; Metazoa; Chordata; Aves; Passeriformes; Turdidae. Gene Ontology annotation, molecular function: calcium ion binding.